CAGUAGCGUCGCGACGUUCCUUGGAGGCGGCGGCUGCGGUGGCGGCGCACACGUUUGUCGGCGUGCUUCUCUUCCAAUUACUAAAAUACUCGUAAAACACAAUCAUGUUCAACCGACCUCAACCGUAGUAAUCUUAAACCCUAUCACCAAAGGUCAAGAUCCAAAAAUAAGAUGUGUCUAUCUAAAAUAUUCAGUUAAACGAUAUACGACAACAUGAAAUCAGUGCACGGACUUGUUGUCAAAUAUUCAGUUAUGUUUAGAUUGAUGAUUACAAUCGGUCUUUUAGAGUGCAUUGGCGGAGUGCGAAUCAACAGACUGCAAGUACCGGAAGUGACGCAAUUGGGCGACCCAGUCGUCCUCGAUUGCGAUUACACACUAGAGGAGUCUUUGGACGACGGAUUGGUCGUUAAGUGGUUUUUUAACGAGACUCCCACCCCGAUUUAUCAGUGGAUUCCCAACAAAAAACCGCAGGAAUUAGGUAUACUUAAGGGACGUCUCGAUUUAGAAUAUUCGGCGAGCACCGAUACGAAUAGUGUGCACCGCGCCUUGCAUAUCAUACAGCCAGGCCCGGAUCUUUCCGGGGAUUACACUUGUUUCGUUUCCACGUUCAGCAGUGAGGACAGGAAAACGAAAAGGAUGCUUGUUUUCGUGCCGGAAAAGCGUCUAGAGUUGCGACAAGAACACGUCGGCGACGGCACGUUGCAGGUGGUGUGUUCAGCAGAGGGCGUUUUCCCUAAACCCAAUAUGAGCCUGCAUGUGGGCAACAGCGAAGUGAACAGCUCAAAGGUGGCGGUGCAGGAAAGGGCCGGACUUUUCGACAUUCGUGCCACAGCAGAGGUGCCGUCUUUAAAUGGCCCCGAGGAGUUCUCGUGUGAGCUUCGAAUCCCCCAAGCCAAUUACACCGUCAGAAAGGAAGCAAUCUAUUAUCCCGAUAUUGGUCAAGGACUAAUCCACGCCUCCAAAAUUUAACAAGGCCACAGUACAACCGUAUGGUUAACGUAUGGGCAGGAGUUAUUAAUAACACACUAAUAGGCCUAAUUUUUCAUAGAAAGAUAUUUAAAUUCAGUUUCCUUCUUAGAACUUCUUCGCACACAAGUGGUACCCCAAAUCCAAAAUUUAAACAUUGAUAAUGCCUGGUUCCAAAUGGAUGGAGCUCUUUCGCAUUCUACUGCAGGAAUCAGACAUUAUUUAAACGAAAUUUUUCCGGAGCGGUGGAUUGGAAGGUUUGGACCAAUAUCUUGGCCCCCUCGGUCCCCAGAUUUGUCCCCCAAUGACUUUGUUUUUUGGGGGUACUUAAAAUGUUAAAUUUAUAAUAAUGUGAUAAUAAAUAAUGUGGAAGAACUUAAAGAUCGGAUUAGACAUGCUUCCAAUGAGCUUGACCCCAUUUUCAUACGAAAUGCUGUUCAGGGUUUUCAUAACAGGCUCGGUUAUUGUCUGGACCGAGAAGGUGGACAUUUCGAACAUUUGUUAAAAUAAGUUAUUAUUUUUUUACCUGGUACUGUUACCUCAAUAAAUUUCACAAAAACUAAUUUUUCACUGCUUGAGAAUUUUUGAUGGCGCACGGUAUAAUUAGAUGCAUAUGGUAGCGCUCAGCUCCGUUUGCGUGUGCGUCAUCUGACAUUUCUGUCACUACGUUUACAUAGCAGGGGCAUAGCGGUGACAAACUAUCAAAUAUUUUUUGAGGUUACGAAGUGUUUAAAUUAUGAGUUGUUACAAAAAAUACAGAUUCACAAAACAAGAACUAAUAAACGCAGAAUCAAAAACCUAACGAAACGCAAAUCACAAAACACAAUAAACGAACAGAAAAUACUUGCGAUUAACACCGAUAACACUUUCGAAAACCAUGCGAUGACGUCUAUUAUUUACUGUCAAUGUCAGUUUGACAAAUUCGUGACACUUGACGGUGUUGUCGAAGUGCACAUGUAAAUUAAUGUUCAAGGAUACCACCCUUAGAUAGCCCUUAGCUGUUUAAAUUUGCAUUGUUUUUGAUAAUUUUUUAUAGCUUUGUGUUGGUAAUGAAAAAAUGAAAUUGAUGACGCACACGCAAAUCGAGCUGACCGCCACUAUAGCAAUAUU
This is a messenger RNA of Tribolium castaneum (red flour beetle), 2076 nucleotides long. RefSeq lists its product as uncharacterized. The record is from RefSeq and is a predicted model, not a curated record. The coding region runs from base 214 to 969 and encodes 251 amino acids. The transcript is spliced from 6 exons. NCBI's taxonomy places the organism in Eukaryota, Metazoa, Arthropoda, Insecta, Coleoptera, Tenebrionidae.